AUGAACCCAGAACAAGAAGAGAACAGAUAUGAAGGCAGUGUCUCUUCAAUGGAUACGACAGGCGGCAGACCUUCUUCUGGUUACCAACAACCAGCUACACAACGACCUUUGACCAUGUCGUCAGGCACUUUACCUAGUGGUGACGAGAACGCCAACUUCUUCGACCGCAGCCAUCCGUUGUACCCCCGAUUGGCCCCUGUCCGCGAUCCCGGAGAAGACCAAGACCAAUAUACCACCGACCCUUCCAUGCGACAGUAUUAUCCAGGCGGGGAGUAUGUCCCAGGGUCAUCGUCUUCAGCUUAUCGACGCUUGUUGCCAGCAGAUGGACGGAUGGGCCGCCCAGAUAGGUCACGACUUAAUACCACUGAGGGCGACUUUGCACAGGGAGGCAGUUUUCGGUAUCAUACUGAGGACGACUUUGGACAGCAAGGUAGGACGACUGGCGGAGAAGGGGGCUCAAGAAGUCAAAACGUCACCUUUGUGGACAAUGGGAACACUCCUCCUCCAAGAUCCAGGGGACCUAUUACCCGAGCCCAGCUUUUGCAGCACUGUGACGCGCUGACUAGAGAGAACGCGAGCCUGUUCAUCGAGCUCAAUGAAAGUACUGAGAGGUUCCGAGCAAUAUCGCGCGAAGAUAUGGAGCUGCUUCAGCAGUCCGAGGCAAGGGUGCAAGCGUUGACCGAAAAGGUGGAGCAGCUGAAAAGGGAGAGGGAUGCGGCCAUGAUCCUCUCGCAACGUCUGCAACAUGACUCUACGCAAGGAGAGGAUUGA
Cryptococcus amylolentus CBS 6039 is the source of this 771-nucleotide messenger RNA. RefSeq lists its product as hypothetical. The transcript has 2 exons. The record is from RefSeq and is a predicted model, not a curated record. The coding region runs from base 1 to 771 and encodes 256 amino acids. NCBI's taxonomy places the organism in Eukaryota, Fungi, Basidiomycota, Tremellomycetes, Tremellales, Cryptococcaceae.